AUGACGCCGGCCUCGGCGCCCUCGGACUGCUCCGUCUCAGCACCCACGAAGCCGCCCUUCGUCCACGGCGCCUACUACCCCAGCUGGAAGAUCUACCGCAACCAGCCGCCCUCGUCCAUGGACCUGGACAUCAUCUCGCACGUCUUCUACGCAUUCAUGCGAGUAAACGAAGACGGCACGCUCCACCACCUCGACGAACACGCCGACCUCCACCACCCCAUCCCCGGCCAUCCCCUCUCCCCCAACGGCUGCCUCCCCUCCCUCGCCCACCUCCGCUCCACCACCCACCCGCACCUCGCCCUCCUCCUCUCCCUCGGCGGCGGCUCCGGCUCCGCGCCCUUCCCGCGCCUCGCCGCCUCCCCCACCGCCCGCCGCACCCUCGCCACCGCCAUCGCCUCCUUCCUCUCCACCCACGCCCUCGACGGCCUCGACCUCGACUGGGAACACCCGUCCACCCCCGCCGCCGGCCGAGACUUCCUCGCGCUCCUCCGCGCCCUGCGCGCCGCGUUACCCCGCCGACUCUUACUCACCUGCGCCCUGCCAGCUGGCGAGUGGUGUCUGCGGCAUGUGCCGCUCGCCGAGGUCGCGGAGGUGUGCGACUGGGUGAAUCUCAUGUGCUACGAUUUCGCGGGCGGGUGGACGCCGAAGACGGGGCAUCAUGCGCGGUUGUAUGCGUCGCCGCAUAGAGACGCGGGCGAUGCGUAUGCGGGGAGGUCGGUGCACGGGGCGGUGGAGUACGUCGUCGGGCGCGGGGUGGGGCGGGAGAAGGUGUGUGUGGGGGUGCCGGUGUAUGGGAGGGCGUUUGUGGGGGCGGGCGGGGCGGGGGAGGGGUUUGAGGGGGUGGGCGGCGGCACCGGGGAGGGCGGGUGCGUCGAGUAUAGGGAGUUGCCGGGGGAGGGCGCCGAGGGGGUGGUGGUGGAUGAGGAGGAGGUGGGGGCGGCGUGUGUGAUCAGGGGGCGGGAGUGGGUGAGUUUUGAUUGUCCGAGGACGGUGGCGGAGAAGGCGAGGUAUGUGAGGGAGAGGGGGUUGAGAGGCUUGUUCUAUUGGACGGGGGUGGCGGAUAAGGAGGGGGAGGGGAGUUUGCUGAGGGCUGGGUAUGAGGGGUUGUAUGGGCGAGGGAGUCGGGGGACUGGCGAGGGAGGCUUCACUUCGUAG
Diplodia corticola is the source of this 1155-nucleotide messenger RNA. RefSeq names its product glycoside hydrolase family 18 protein. The transcript has 2 exons. Gene Ontology annotation, cellular component: extracellular region. The record is from RefSeq and is a predicted model, not a curated record. Gene Ontology annotation, molecular function: chitinase activity; chitin binding. Gene Ontology annotation, biological process: carbohydrate metabolic process; chitin catabolic process. The coding region runs from base 1 to 1155 and encodes 384 amino acids. NCBI's taxonomy places the organism in Eukaryota, Fungi, Ascomycota, Dothideomycetes, Botryosphaeriales, Botryosphaeriaceae.